Messenger RNA from Dermacentor andersoni, 1456 nucleotides. RefSeq names its product molybdate-anion transporter-like. The record is from RefSeq and is a predicted model, not a curated record. Gene Ontology annotation, cellular component: membrane. Gene Ontology annotation, molecular function: molybdate ion transmembrane transporter activity. Gene Ontology annotation, biological process: molybdate ion transport. NCBI's taxonomy places the organism in Eukaryota, Metazoa, Arthropoda, Arachnida, Ixodida, Ixodidae.
AGAAGUGGCCGGCCAGAACAGCCAUUGCAGCUCGUCGGGCGAAGACGUAUCUGGGACCGGCCAGGGCCCAUUCCGAGCCGCGCCGAAACCACAAGCCGAGCCGGAAGUGACGCCACCGCCAGGCAUCGCGAUGACGUCGUCUGCGAGUACCGCGGCGGCGACGAAGCAACCGUCCGCUCUGUCUCAGUGGCAUGCCGUCAUCUUCUACUUCGUGCUGGCCUUCGGGGAUCGUCUGCAGAACCCGUACGAGUACAAGCUCUACUACUACAACAAGCUCGAGCAGCCGGCGAUCGCGCUGAUCUACGCCGUCGGUGCUCUCGGAGGCUGUCUCGCCGAUCUCUGGGGACGUUCCCUGGCAAAGCGCGUCGGCUGGAGGCUGUCGGCGCCCCUCCUGCUGGCACUCCUGAUCCAGUCCUGCAUGAUGAAGAAGAGCCACGAGCUGGAAACGCUGAUGAUCUCCAAGCUUUUGGCCAAGGUGAGCGUGCUCACUCUGUUCCCGCUGGCCGUGGGUCAGUUCACUGCCCGCACCAGGCCGUCGGACCUGGCCAUCAUGAUCGGCAUCGGCUUCAUCGGCAUCGUCUCGGGAGUCAUCGGCAGCGUGCUCUGCGACGUCAUCUACUUCGACUGCUUCGUCUUGUUCCGCACUGCGGCCUUCGUGCUGGGCGCCCUCUUCUUCUUCCACUGGCUCUCCCCGAAGCCUCAGCCCAUCAAGGACCUCCUGGAGCCGUACCGUUCCGACCGCGUGGUGAGCGUCGCCGUGCUCUCCUCGGAAGCCGCCCUGUGGUGCUGCAGCACCAUCGUCGAGGCCUUCUGGGCCCCGCUGGUCAACCCUUCCAACAUGGACGUCGGCCUGCUGUACGCGCUCUAUUGCUUUUUCCACGUCUUCGGCGGCUGCUUCUUCCGGGUGACCCGCAUGAUCCAGGCGACGCCGCGCUACAUCCUGACCCUGUCGUGCCUCCUGGCUGCCAUGGGCAUGUUCUUCGCGGCGGCCGCCAUGCCCGUCUACCCGGACUCCGUGCUGGUCGUCGUCAUGGCCAUGCUGGCCUUCCACUUCUCGCUCGGCCUGUGGGGCGCCGCGCUGCGCAAGCUCAGGAACUGCACCAUGCUGUCGCCCCGGAACGAGGCUUACGCCCGCUGCGUGGGACGCGUGGUCGCGGCCGCCAUGCUGGCCCUGAGGCGCGAGUUCGACACCCAGUACCUGUGCGGCAUCUUCACGGUCUGCUGCUGCUUCGUCCUGCUGUCGCUGCUGCCCGUGCAGUCGCUGGCCCGCUGGAAGCAGAAGGCCCGCGUCAUCCAGGUGCUCAGGUCGAUGGCAGGCCACUCGUCGACAGCGUGACCAGCCGAGUGACGACCUCGUCGUGGCGGUGUGUGUUGAUGCAGGAGGAGUUGGGUGCUGGUGAAAAAAGGAUGACGUCGGCAGGUGGAUCUACGGGAUGUUAGCUACACCAGACUUCAC